CGCCCUCGCGUUCGGUUCGGAAAAAAAUUAACCAGUUCCGGUUCCGGUUUUGUGAUAACGAUAAAGGACUAAACUUCUGCUCACAGAAAGUCCAUUGAAAAGUGUGAAAAGCAGGACUUGGAUCACAACUUGGAUUACCUACCAACGGGAAAUGUGAUUGUGAAAGUGCUUCCUAAAGGAUUUUUUUCUCUACCAGGAUUUAAAAUUCAGGAUCCCUGCACGGUGAAGUGUGAUGGUACAACAGUGACACCUUACGUCGUCGUCCGAUAUGGAACAUUCAAUAUCAAUCUCAGUGAUGGGUGAUGGCAAAGUCGGUAUUUCAUCCUUCUAUAAAAAUUCCAUUUUCUUAGGUAGUUUUUGUUUCACCAGUGAAAUACAAAGUGCAACAAAAGAUGAGUGGAAAAACUAAAAGACUGAAUGUCAAACGCACAAAAUUCUUCCAUUUUUUAAACUCAUAAGAUUUAGAUUGUCUAAGAAACGUCCAGAAAAAUCCAACAAUGAUUCUGAGCCUACGGAGAUUUUUACUCUGCGUCCUAUUGGAUUUUUCAAACUACGCCCCGGCAGAACCAUCCCGGAUCCCUUCGAUUAGAUCAACAACGGCAAAGAAAAACCAUGAAACCUCGCGAAUAGUGAACAACCUCAGUGAAACUCCUCGCAGCGCGGAUGAGUUCGAAAACUCCGAAGACGACCUCAGUAGUAGCAGCAGCAGCUCCAUAAUUUUGGACAGUGGCCUUUUCCUGGACACUUCUGCCGGUCGCCAUAGAACGGCCAAACGAUCCACUGAUUUGGGUCAGAUUGAGGUUCACGAUGGCGAAUCAGAUAAUGGUGGCUCUACAACCUACUAUAAUGUGGGUGUCCUCAUGGCGUCUCAUUUGGAUUCCCCCUUUGAUCUGGAACGAUGUGGCCCGGCUGUUGAUUUGGCACUGGAAGUUAUUAAUGAUAACCUGUCCAGAGCGCAUAACAUAAAGCUGUUGAAGGUGCAGGCAAGCUACGCAUCCUGUUCCGGGGCAAAAUCCCCGGGUCUUGCGGCUGAUAUGCACUUCAAACACAACGUGAUAGCCUUUAUAGGUCCGGCAUGUGCCUUCGCUCUGGAACCGGUAGCCCGGCUGGCCGAUUAUUGGAACACCCCCAUCAUCACUGGAAUGGGGGAUCAGCCUCCAUCCGAAGGGGAACUCUCGGUGACUUCCGGAAUUCUCGGCCGCCUGAGUAAUAAAUGGAAAAACGAAAGCACGGGAAUCUUCAAGGAUAAAUCCAAGUACCAGACGUUGACACGGAUGUCCUACUGCCAGUGCCGGCUCAAGUUGGUUUUCUCCAGCAUCUUCCGGCAGUUCGGCUGGAAACAUAUUGCCCUGCUGCUGGAUCGGUCGGAUCUUUUUUCCCUUACGGUGGGCAAGAAUCUCGAAUACGGCCUUAAGGAGGAGGACCUGCUGACCUUUGUGCGGGAACUGGAUGGAAACGACGAGGAGGAUUUGGAUAACUAUCUACGUGAUGCCAGCAUGUACGCUCGAGUUGUUAUCCUAUCCGUUCGAGGAAGUCUAGUUCGAAAGUUUAUGCUCUCGGCUCAUCGGCUCGACAUGACGAAGGGCGAGUUUACCUUCCUGGACGUGGAAAUCUUCCAGAGCUCGUACUGGGGCGACCAUUACUGGGAGCUGGGUGACGAGGAUGACCAGGCAGCCCGGAAGGCGUACGAGGCGUUGCUGAGAGUUUCCCUGCUUCAGCCAACUAGCCCAUCCUACCAGGACUUUGCCAAUCAGGUGCGCCAGCGGGCGAAGAAAGACUACAACUAUACCUUCGUGGAGGACGAGGAGGUAAACUUUUUCAUAGGCGCUUUCUACGACGGGGUUAUUCUGCUGGGGAUGGCCCUCAAUGAGACACUGAACGAGGGUGGAGAUAUCCGGGACGGAACGGCUAUCACCCGGAAAAUGUGGAACAGGAGCUUUGGCGGCAUCACUGGCCACGUCCGGAUUGACGACAACGGAGAUCGUGAUGCCGAUUACUCCAUCCUGGAUCUGGAUCCAAUUACCGGGCGCUUCGAAGUGGUGGCACAUUAUUAUGGACGGAACAGGGAGUACAGCCCGGUCAAGGGGAAACGCAUUCACUGGCCCGGCGGACGCGAAGGACCCCCACCGGACAUUCCAAAGUGUGGCUUCCUGAAUAAUGCCCCAUCCUGCGUCCAGCCAAGCGAAAGCAUGGCGAUGUACUGGGUGCUCGGAUUCGGAAUUCUCUCUGCCUUUGCAGCUGCGGUCACCUAUAUUCUGUGCAAGCAAAUGAAACUGAACAACGAGUUGAACAACAUGUCCUGGCGGGUGCGACCGGACGAAGUUCUUCUGGAAGUUGGAAAGUUGUUUGGAAGUAAAACAGGACUGCAAAAGUUAAAUUAUGAGAACUUCUCGCUCCAACAGUUUGGCAGUUCCGGACGAGCUUCCAUUUCCAGUGGAAAUUCUCAACUUCCCAACCAGGUUUUUACCACUAUCGGGAUUUAUAAAGGGGAGCGGGUGGCUAUCAAAAAAGUUGCCAAAAAGAAAGUCUACAUUACCUCAACGUUGCUUUGGGAAAUCAAACAAGCACGAGAUGUGAGUCACGAGAAUACUGUUCGAUUUGUGGGUGCCUGUAUCGAUCUGCCAAGACCGACUAUAUUGAUUUUGACGGAAUACUGCCCUAAAGGAAGUUUGAAGGACGUAUUGGAAAACGAGGCUAUUCAGCUUGAUUGGAACUUUCGGAUGUCCUUGGUGCAUGACGUUGUUAAAGGAAUGGCGUAUCUACAUAACAGCGAUGUGGGAGUUCAUGGCAAGCUGCGGUCUUGCAAUUGUCUUAUCGACGGACGAUUCGUACUGAAGAUUUCGGACUUUGGAUUGCGAACCCUAACCACCCCUUCGGAGUUCAUCAGGGAUCACAACUAUCACAACAAUUUGAUUUUUCCAGAGAUGCUGUGGGUGGCCCCAGAGCUACUUCCGGCAACGGUUCUUCCGGGAACACCGGCAACGCAGAAGGGGGAUGUGUAUUCGUUUGCCAUCAUCCUGGAGGAGAUCGUUGUUCGGGGAGGUCCUUACGAGACGGCUCGCCAGUUUAUGGAUCCGCAGCAGAUUGUAGAACGGGUAGCAGCUCACGAGAGUCCUCCCUUCAGGCCGUUUGUUGGGCAGCGUGAGUGUCCUCCGGAUUUGCUGGACCUGAUGGAAAAGUGUUGGUCUGACAGCCCAGAUGAUCGACCGAACUUUGUUCAAAUAAGAAGCUCGGUCAAGUUUAUAAUGAAGGGUUUUUGCGAGAAUCUCAUGGACGAUUUGCUGCGCCGCAUGGAACAGUACGCGAACAAUUUGGAAAGCUUGGUGGAGGAAAAAACCGAACAGUUGAGCAUGGAAAAACGCAGAACGGAAGAACUACUCUAUCAGGUCCUGCCGAGGCCAGUAGCCCAGCAGCUGUUGGCCGGUGAAAUGGUCCAGCCGGAACAGUUUGAAUGUGUUACCAUUUAUUUUAGCGAUAUCGUGGGCUUCACAGCUCUGUGUGCCCAAAGCCGCCCGAUGGAGGUGGUCGAUUUUCUCAAUGAUUUGUACAGUACUUUUGAUAGAAUCAUUGGCUUUUACGACGUCUACAAGGUCGAAACUAUCGGAGAUGCCUAUAUGGUGGUGUCGGGACUUCCGGAACGGAAUGGUCACGAUCAUGCUCGGGAAAUUGGAUUACUUUCACUGGCCAUUUUGGAUGCUGUUAAAUCGUUCACCAUCAAACACAAACCGGAGCAACAGCUUAAGAUUCGAAUCGGUAUUCAUUCUGGGCCGGUUUGUGCUGGGGUCGUGGGACAAAAAAUGCCACAUUACUGCUUAUUCGGAGAUACUGUCAAUACCGCUUCCAGAAUGGAAUCCACUGGUCAUCCUUUAAAAAUACAUGUUUCCGAGGAAGCCAAGCACAUCCUGGACAAAUUUGGCACCUUCCGGCUGGAACUGCGUGGUCAGGUGGAACUUAAAGGCAAGGGGAUAGUGACGACUUACUGGCUAAUGGAGUGUUCGGAACCGGAUCCUAGACCACCGACUCCGAUGCGGAACUACAACGAGAGUGAUAUUCCAUUUCCUAUUUUGUUCCCAGCAAUUGGUGGGAAGUAAAUGAAAGAUGUUUUCAGUUGUGGCAUUUGAAGGUAUUUUGAAAACUAUUAUAACGCGCUUGGAUUAGAUGUGGCCUCGAAUAAGUAUAAAAUUAAGAAUUUUGAAGUAAUUUGCUUUAUACAUGGCCAGAAAAAUAUAUGAUGAUUUAAUUCAAACAUUUUUAUAGUUCAAAAGAUGCAGAAAAAGAUAAAUAUGUUUGCAAGCGAAGUCGAUAGUUCAGGUAUUAGUUAAUAUCAGAUCUUCUUAUUUUUACGUUUCUAUUUCAAGCUGAAUGUACACACUUAGUAAAAAUCAUAACAUAUGCUUAUAAAAAAUAGUAAAAAUGAUCAAUCAUAAUCGACAGAGACAAUGUCAAUUUAUUUUUAACUUACCACAAAAAAUAGGAAUAUAUUUUUGAAACUAUAUUGAAACGUAUACAAACCAUAUAUUUACGGAAAACUAAAUGUGCUAUAGUAUC
Molecule: messenger RNA, 4548 nt
Organism: Uranotaenia lowii
Lineage: Eukaryota; Metazoa; Arthropoda; Insecta; Diptera; Culicidae
Product: atrial natriuretic peptide receptor 1
Exons: 15
Coding region: 498-4091 (1197 amino acids)
Biological process (GO): receptor guanylyl cyclase signaling pathway; intracellular signal transduction; protein phosphorylation
Cellular component (GO): membrane
Molecular function (GO): peptide receptor activity; ATP binding; guanylate cyclase activity
Source: RefSeq, a predicted model, not a curated record